GCCACGCAAGUUCCUAGUUUCAAGGCUCAACAGUACUAUUCUUGCUAGUAUUGCUACAGAUAUUAGGAAAUACUUGCUGCUGAUAAUUCGCCGGAACAAAUGGCGAGGUAUCUGCGACCCCCAAACUCCUCUCUCUUUGUUCGGAAUAUCUCAGACGACUCCAGGCCAGAAGAUUUGCGGCGCGAGUUUGGUCGUUACGGGCCUAUUGUAGACGUCUACAUUCCACUUGACUUCUAUACGCGCCGACCAAGAGGAUUUGCUUACAUUCAGUUCGAAGACGUGCGAGAUGCCGAAGACGCCCUCCACAACCUGGACCACAAGUGGGUGUCCGGUCGCCAAAUUGAGAUCCAGUUUGCCCAGGGAGACCGAAAGACUCCCAACCAGAUGAAGUCAAAAGAACGACACUCCCCUCGCAGUUCUUCACGUUACGACGACGAUCGGCGAAGACGCUCGCGCAGUCGCAGCUAUGACCGCCGUCGGUCGCGCAGCCCUUCCUACGAGCGGCGACCGCGUAGAUCCGUCAGUCCCAGAGCUUCACGCUCCUAUGGCCGACACAGACGCAGUGGAAGCCAUGAAAACGACAAGUACAAAGGCAGCCAGCAUGAAUGCCACAGAACCCAGCGUGACCCUGCGACUCGGAACCGCUCGACGUCCCGUUCGCCCUCCCGCGCCAGGCCCAAAAGCGGAAAAAGCCGGUCCCGGUCGCGCAGCCCCGAGGCCCAAGAAGAAAACCAUCCAGCACCCGGCGUCCGCAAUAACUCCUUCACCCGCUCAGUUUCGCGGUCUGUAUCACGCUCGCGAUCGCGCUCCCGUUCUUGGGCGGAGUACAAGUCCGGACACAGCUAAAUAUACUUUUGGAAAAUAUUGUGACUGUAUUUUUGUAGAGUGGCUUGUUAUAUUAGACGACAAUGGCAGUGAAUGGUGAACAUUUUUUAAAGCCUGUAGUUUAUAGUGAUGGGUACCUCAGUGAAGUUGCCCCAACCCCCCCGAAUAGGUGAUGUAUUCAGUGUAUCACAAAAGUGAGUACACCCCUGGCAUUUCUUCAGAUAUUUAAGUAUCUGUUUUCA
Molecule: messenger RNA, 1067 nt
Organism: Corythoichthys intestinalis (scribbled pipefish)
Lineage: Eukaryota; Metazoa; Chordata; Actinopteri; Syngnathiformes; Syngnathidae
Product: serine/arginine-rich splicing factor 10-like
Exons: 6
Coding region: 100-846 (248 amino acids)
Biological process (GO): mRNA splicing, via spliceosome
Cellular component (GO): cytoplasm; nuclear speck
Molecular function (GO): RNA binding
Source: RefSeq, a predicted model, not a curated record